Molecule: messenger RNA, 981 nt
Organism: Juglans microcarpa x Juglans regia
Lineage: Eukaryota; Viridiplantae; Streptophyta; Magnoliopsida; Fagales; Juglandaceae
Product: glutathione S-transferase T3-like
Exons: 2
Coding region: 1-981 (326 amino acids)
Source: RefSeq, a predicted model, not a curated record
AUGGGCAGUCCAUCUGAGGAGGAUCCCUUCUUCACCACUCUCUUACAAAGUGGAGGAGAAGGUUGCACUCCAACCUAUGAGCAAUAUUCUAGUGUUAUGAUCCAAACAACUCCUCUUCACGGUGAAAAGAGGCCUCCUCCAAAAAAAGUUCAGAGAGGUGCAUCUUUCACUGUUGAGGAGGAUAACUUACUUGUAUCCGGUUGGCUCAACAUUAGCAUUGAUGCCAUACGGGGUACCGAUCAAAAAUCCACACAAAUGUGGGACAGAAUUUCUGAGUUUUAUCACGAGUAUAAAAAACCAAAUACUGCAAAUCGUUCGAUAGGGUCAUUGAUCAAUCGUUGGUCCAUGAUCCAGAAAUGCACAAACAAGUUUUGUGCAUUUCUAGCGCAAGUAGAAUCAUUGCACCCAAGUGGUGCAACCGAGCACGACAAGAUUGAAAAAGCUAAAAUAAUGUACAAAGAGAUAGAGAAGGGGAAUUUCACAGUGGAGCAUUGUUGGUGUCAAUUGAGACACCAACCCAAAUGGCAGCAACACAUGAACAAUCUGAAUACAAGGAGAAAACCACCCGAUAAACGUCCAGCCAAUGAGCAGUCUUUUGAAGUUCCCGAUGACGUUGUGGAGGAGAAUGUUGAGAGGCCUCCAGGCAAAAAACUUGAGAAAGAUAACUUAAGGAAGCGGAAGGCUCAGGAAGCAUGUGAUGUUGACUUCAACAGUGCGCUAGAAAAAAUGACCGCUGAUAGGCGACUGUUCAUGGGAGAGAGGAGAGCAUGGGUGACGAAGGCUGAUGAAGUGAAGGGUGCACAACUAGAACUUGAUAAGAGGAAGUUCGAGGCGGAGAUCAUGAGUAAGGAUCUUUCUAAUAUGACCGUCAUGCAACAAGCCUAUUUCCUGAAUAUUCAGAAGAAAAUUUAUGAGGACUCUUUAAAUAAUUCCGAAGGUACAUUCGACACAUCUCCAUCCAUACCUCAUGGAGGUGUGUAA